Messenger RNA from Anolis sagrei ordinatus, 2422 nucleotides. NCBI's taxonomy places the organism in Eukaryota, Metazoa, Chordata, Lepidosauria, Squamata, Anolidae. The record is from RefSeq and is a predicted model, not a curated record.
ACCAGGCCUUGCCUGAGAAGCGGGAGGUCGCGGAAGAAAGGAAGAGCUGGGGACUGCGGCGCAGGACAGAGCCAGUCAAACCCCGCUCACGCCUCAGGAGAGGCCGGGGGAGUCGUCGUUUGACAAGCGCAAGAGUAGUGGGGCUUCACUCAACCACAUCUCCAGGACUCCACCGCAUUGACCCGCGGAAGUGCAGAAUGGCUCACGCUCAAGCAGAGAACGUCAUCAAGAAUAUCAUCCGUGAAAUAGGACAAGAAUGUGCCAUGAAGGGACAAAUCGUAUCUGAAACUCUGGUGGCAUUCAUAGUGAAAGCUGUUGUGUUGGAUCCAAAGAAUGGAUUUAACGUGGACAGGACCCUUACAAAAGCUGAUGUCCAGAAACUUAUUAAGCUUUCCAUUGACAGACUUCUUGACACGAGAAAUCCAUCCCUAGACACUAUCAAGAUGCAAGUCUAUUUUGAUAUGAACUAUACAAACAGAGUUGAAUUAAUUAAUGAACAGCAUCGUGUUCUGGAGUCCAGGCUUGCUCCCGUAAGCAGAGAAAUUACAGAUAACCGUGCUCGUACUCGAGAAGAGCUGGAAAGUGUUUAUCGCAAGAUUGUCAGCUAUGUGCUGCUGCGCUCUGGCCUUGGAUCCCCUACAGACAUCAGGGUCAUUAGAGAAGCAACAGCUGCCCUGCAGAGCGUGUUUCCUCAAACUGAGCUUGCUGCUUUCCUCUCUCUCAGUAAGAAGGAGAAAGAGCGGCAGUUGAAGGAACUUACCAUGAUUGUCACAGGAAUUCGAUUAUUCAACAAGGACUGUGGAAAAGGAGGAGAAGGCAUUGAUGACUUGCCAGGUAUUCUUGAGGAGGCUGUCCCCGCCGCCAGCCAUCAUAUAGACCUAGAGUUACAUGCUUCUCAGGGGUUGGCUUAUCGCUAUACAGCCUUGAUUGAAAUGAUGCACCACAGUCAACAUGCUGAGAUGGAACUAAGGAUGACGAUGUUAAAAGAAGUACUGUACAAUGUGAGGCAACAUGAGGCUUUUCUCUGUGUUAUUCUGUCUGAUGUGAUAACAUGUGCACAAGAAGUUGAUAUGAUGCACAAGCAAUUUGAAGCCCAGAUGGAAGAGCUCAAAACCAUUGUUCGGGCAAAGACAGCUGUACCUACAUCACUUGUUUAUCCUAUUUUUAUUACACUUUCUAACCUUUGGACUAGUUUUCAAGAUGAGAUACUGGUGCUCAGUUUCCUCAACAACUUGACUGUCAAUCUUCAGCAGUUUUUGGGAAUCCAUAUGGUGAUCUUUCCAGAAGAUGUCAUGGAAUCCCUUCUUGAAGGCAUUACCGUGAAAACGGAUAAGGAAAGGUUAAUGGAAAGUGCUGAAGCCAAAGUAAAUCCUGCUGACUUUACUAAAGAAGAAUGGAUCUUUCCAGAAACGACAGUUAACUUUAACCAGCUGGUGAUUCAGUUUCAUGGCUUUUGUGCUUACACUUUUGCUGUGAAAGAUGGUCUCCUCCUCCCAGGAAAUCCAUCUAUUGGAGUCCUGAAAUACAAGGAGAAAUUGUAUGCUUUUAGUUCCAAGGAAGCUGCAUAUAAAUUUGCCGAGAAUCCUGAGAAAUAUAUUAAGAUGACUGCAGAAAAAGCAAAGGAUUCUGCAGAGCUGAUUCAGCUACUUGAGCUUCAUCAGCAGUUUGAGUCCCUUGCUCCAUAUUCUCAGAUCAGAGCUAAAGAGAAAAGCUUGCUGCCAAUCACAAAAUCUGACGUCAGUACUCAGACUGAUACCCAUAUUUUGCCACCAAAUAUUGUGAAGGACUAUGAGUGGAAUGAAUGGGAACUGAGGAGAAAAGCCAUCAAACUGGCUAACCUCCGUCGAAAGCUAACUCAUUCCAUGCAGACCAACCUCAGUCACAUGAGAAGAGAUAACAGCAGCCAGGUCUAUCCUUUGAAGGAUUCAGGCACACAAACCAAACGAGAAAACUCUAGUAAUGUACCCAGACCACAAAUUUUCCUGGCUGGUCUUCGAGGAAGAACACCCCCAACUACUCGUAUGGUCAAAGUGAACUUAACAAGAGCCGUGGAUGAAACCUAAGAGUUGUCAUUCUUUCAAUAAUCACUUAAGGAAAGGAAAUGAACUGUGUGCUAUUCUUUAGCUGCUGAUUUAAAGUUAGCAUUUAAUUAGCAAAGUCUGAGGAAAAGCUUUAAAGAUGUAAUUGAUUGAUAAGCUGCUACAGGUUAGGUCAUGAUUCACAUAUGUCCUCUUACAGCAUUUUUACUGGAGUUUGUAUGGAAUAAACAGCACAAGCUGACUUCCCACAGUUAAUGCUGCUCUCCUUUAGUCAACCACACUUGCUUUGUUUAACAAGUGAGGUUUCCCAUUCUUCCAGGCCAUCUCAACAUGACAUAUUGAUCUGAUUUUCCUUUAAUAAAACCACUAUUUAUUUCUCUCUC